AAAAAGAAUAAAUAAACCCAAUUGAGAAAACCUCAAGAGCCCCCAUUCGCUCAUUCUCUUGGCCAUGCAUGAUUUCAUAUUCUUUUUGCCUCCGCUGAAUUUUCAAUCCAACAAAGAAAGCAGAAAGUUUAUGAAUGAACCCCAGUAUAAAUUGAACCUAUACAAAACAUGUUCAUAUACCAAAAUCCCAUCUAUUUUACUUCAUAUUACCUAAAUUUAAUAAUUAAUAAAAUAAAGAUUGAGAUAUAGAAUGAGAAAGGUGGAGGUUGCAAUAAUAUGUCUCUUUUCAUUGUUUUUCGUAGCCAUGCCUGUUAAACUGCCACAAAGGCCACAGCUGAUGGCCCCACCCCGUCCACUUUGUGCUUCACAAUUUUCCCUGGUCAACUAUGCGUGUGCGGCGCUGCCAUUAACCCCCUUCUCACCACCACCUCCUCGCAAUCGCAACCAUAGCCGCAGCCGCAGCCGCAGUAACAGCCGCCGUCGCAGUCGCAAGCAUAGGCGCAGGCACGGGCACCGUGAGACGGAAAUGCAAAGUUACUGUUGUCAAUGGCUGAAGCAGGUGGACACUGAGUGUGUAUGCGACGUUCUGGUUCACUUGCCCACCUUCCUUUCUAGGCCUAAACAUCAGUACACCGUUGUCGUUGAUGAUACCUGCACCGUCAAUUAUUCAUGUGGGGGGCGAAUAGAACCAUGAUUCCACAACCUCCUUUUCUUCUGAUUUUGCUUGAAUCUAUGUAAUUGAAAUCAUGUCCAUCUUUAUUAUUGAAAAAAAAAUCUUGUCUAUUUGCUUUUUGCAAUAUCAAAUUUGACGCCCAAACAGCAGAUGUUAAUAAGAAAUUUUAGUUUUAGAAUUCUGUCCCUGUAGUGACAAGAUAAAUUAAAGCUAAAGUUUUUGUUCA
Molecule: messenger RNA, 899 nt
Organism: Gossypium arboreum
Lineage: Eukaryota; Viridiplantae; Streptophyta; Magnoliopsida; Malvales; Malvaceae
Exons: 1
Coding region: 251-694 (147 amino acids)
Source: RefSeq, a predicted model, not a curated record